CGGCCGCCGGCGCUUGUUGUUCGGCGCGGCCGCAGUCGGCUGGCAGCCCCGGGGCGCCGGCCCUGCCGGUCCGCGCGGCCAUGGAGCUGGAGGUGCCGGACGAGGCGGAGAGCGCCGAGGCGGGGGCCGUGCCCGCGGAGGCGGCCUGGGCGGCGGAGAGCGGGGCGGGGGCAGGUUUGGCCCAGAAGAAGACGGCCCCGACGGAGGCCCCACUGAUGACCGGACAGCCAGGCCCCGGCCAUGGGAAGAAGCUGGGCCACCGGGGUGUGGACGCAUCCGGCGAGACCACCUAUAAGAAGACCACGUCUUCCACCCUGAAGGGGGCCAUCCAGCUGGGCAUCGGCUACACCGUGGGCAACCUGAGCUCCAAGCCGGAACGCGACGUGCUCAUGCAGGAUUUCUACGUGGUGGAGAGCAUCUUCUUCCCCAGUGAAGGCAGCAACCUCACGCCUGCCCACCACUUCCAGGACUUCAGGUUCAAGACCUACGCGCCCGUCGCCUUCCGCUACUUCCGCGAGCUCUUCGGGAUCCGGCCGGACGACUAUCUGUACUCGCUGUGCAACGAGCCCCUGAUCGAGCUGUCCAACCCCGGCGCCAGCGGCUCGCUCUUCUAUGUCACGAGCGACGACGAGUUCAUCAUCAAGACGGUGAUGCACAAGGAGGCCGAGUUCCUGCAGAAGCUGCUGCCCGGCUACUACAUGAACCUCAACCAGAACCCGCGGACGCUGCUGCCCAAGUUCUACGGGCUGUACUGCGUGCAGUCGGGCGGCAAGAACAUCCGCGUGGUGGUCAUGAACAACGUGCUGCCGCGCGUCGUCAAGAUGCACCUCAAGUUCGACCUCAAGGGCUCCACCUACAAGCGGCGCGCCAGCAAGAAGGAGAAGGAGAAGAGCAUCCCCACCUACAAGGACCUGGACUUCAUCCAGGACAUGCCCGAGGGGCUGCUGCUCGACGCCGACACCUUCUCCGCGCUCGUCAAGACGCUGCAGCGCGACUGCCUGGUGCUGGAGAGCUUCAAGAUCAUGGACUACAGCCUGCUGCUCGGCGUGCACAACAUCGACCAGCAGGAGCGCGAGCGGCAGGCCGAGGGCGCGCGGAGCCCCGCCGACGGGAAGCGGCCGCUGGGCCAGAAGGCGCUCUACUCCACGGCCAUGGAGUCCAUCCAGGGCGGCGCGGCGCGCGGCGAGGCCAUCGAGGCCGACGACACGAUGGGCGGGAUCCCCGCUGUGAACGGCCGCGGGGAGCGUCUGCUGCUGCACAUUGGCAUCAUUGACAUCCUGCAGUCCUACAGGUUCAUCAAGAAGCUGGAGCACACCUGGAAGGCCCUCGUUCACGACGGGGACACCGUCUCCGUGCACCGGCCCAGCUUCUAUGCCGAGCGCUUCUUCAAGUUCAUGAGCAACACGGUCUUUCGGAAGAAUUCCUCCCUGAAGUCGUCGCCGUCCAGGAAGGGCCGCGGCGCCCUGCUGGCCGUCAAGCCCCCAGGGCCCACGGCAGCCUUCUCGGCCAGCCAGAUCCCCAGCGAGCGCGAGGACGCCCCAUACGACCUGCGGGGUGCCCGCAGCUACCCCACGCUGGAGGACGAAGGCCGGCCCGACCUCCUGCCCUGCACGCCGCCUUCUUUUGAGGAGGCCACCACCGCCUCCAUCGCCACGACCCUGUCGUCCACGUCCCUGUCCAUCCCGGAGCGGUCCCCCUCGGAGACGUCGGAGCAGCCUCGGUACAGGCGGCGCACACAGUCCUCGGGACAGGAUGGCCGACCCCAGGAGGAGGCGCACGCGGAGGAGGACCUGCAGCAGAUCACGGUGCAGGUGGAGCCCGCGUGCAGCGUGGAGAUCGUGGUCCCCAAGGAGGAGGAUGCGGGCGUGGAGGCUGGCCCAGCCUGCGCCUCUGCCGCUGUCGAAGCGGAGACGGCCAGCCAGGCCUCGGAGCCCGCCAGCCAGGCCUCGGAUGAGGAGGACGCGCCCGCCACGGACAUCUACUUCCCCACCGACGAGAGGAGCUGGGUGUACUCCCCGCUCCACUAUAGCGCCCCGGCCCGCCCGGCCUCCGACGGCGAGAGCGACACAUAACUUCCGUGCAGCCGCCCACCGGAGCCGAGCGCCCGCUGCUGCCCUGGCCGUUCAGAGGCGCCGCCCGCCCAGCCCUCGCCGCCCAGCCCCGCGGGACCUCGGCCGUCCGCGCCCUCCCCCGACGGCAGCCUGGCACUCCGCUGCAGGGCGACCGGGCGAGCGCCCCGGCUGGCAACUCCCUGCGCCUGUGAUACUGUGACCCCUGAGCUCCCGGUUCUAUUUAUUCUGGGCCCUUCCUCUCCGCACAGAUGCAGCACACGUGUGUUUUUUUUUCUAAAAAAGAAAAAAAAAGAAAAAACCAGCGGAAAAACGAGGAAUCCAUUCCACUGCACUUUUGGGUCUUCGCUGUGCUUGCAUGUCUCCCGCGAGGGAACGGGCCCGUCGGCAUGGGGACCUGCGCCUGGCGGCCUGGCUGCCCCGGCUGAGUCCGUGCUCCUACUCUCGGCCGGCCCGGCCGCCUCUCUCCGUCUUGGACAGAGCGCCUCGAAGGGAAGGGCCACCAAGUCCCCGCUGGUGCCAGGCCCACUGCGCGCGGCAGGCGCUCUCGCUCAGGCGUGCAGCCGGGCGCCGGACAUCCGUCCUUGGGGAUAGCUGACCAGUGGCCUGAGGACAGCCCUCCACCCUUCCCGCCACCCUCGCCUCCCACGUGACCUGUGAGCACGGAUCCCAGGAGGCGACUGGAAUCGCCAGGUGGACGCCCGGCCGCCCCCUCUCGGUGGAGCUGGAGGCUGUGGACUUCUCUCUCCUGCCAGCGUGGCCCGCUCGGGAUCCAGAAGACAGGGCCCAAGGGACGGAGGUGGCGGCUGGCCCUCAGCUCGGGACACGUGGCUUCCAGAGCACUUGUGUCCUGGAGCCUGACCCCCUCGGCCAGGCCACCCGGCCCCAAGGGCCAGAUCCCUCACCAGUAGGCGCUUGCCCCAGGACCAGGUGGACGUCCUCUCUUUAUUAAGCGAUGGCAAUGCCUAUGCUGAUUGAAGGAUAGAAAAAGAAAUGCCUCAUGAAAACCUUUUUUUUUUUUGGUUUGGCAUCUUCAGCAAGGACAGCGCCACUGGGCCCAGAGACCCGCGGGGUGGCCACCAGGGGACCCCCCUGUGUCCCAAACAGCUCUGCAGAGCCUGCCGCCCCCAGGCCUUCCUGAGGGGUGACAUGUCGGGAUGGUGCUCCCUGCCCGCUUGGCGCACGUGGGAGGAGCUGGGAGCCGGCUCGGAGCGGAAGCCGCACCUUCUGGAAGAAUUUCUCCCCAGCCCUCGUCUCCCUGAUGGAGCCUGAGACAGCUGGAGGAGCCGCUGAGCCAGGAAUUCGAUUUCUCGAGUGCGUUGCAGGCUCUGCCACUCCGUCCUGCCGUGUGGGUCCCUCCUCAUUUCCCCUCGUGCAGCCGGCUCCGUGCGCCCGGAGGGAACCUGGUGGCCUGGCUGUGCCCAGGACCCUCCCCGUGCUGUCGGCAGGGGCGGCACCCCGGCGCUGAGCGGGGCCCUGGGGACCCUCAGGGGACCCAUCAAAGCAAGCCUGCAGGUGUCCCGGCUGGAAACAAAGCGACAUCCUCUCCCUCCUGCCUGGGGAGCCUUUGUCCAGACCAGGGGCGUCCUGCCUGGAUUUCAGACAGCGCCAGGCCACAUGCCAUGCAUCGCCAGUCCAUCCCUGUCCCGCUGCCCACUGACAGGGAGCCAGGCUAAGCGGGCAGAGGUCUGAAGGCACAUGAAUCUGGCGGACUAACGGGGAUGGCUGUGUCACCACAAGCUGACAUUGGAGUCCCCACCCAGGGGCCGGGCGCCCGAGACAUUGUGAGCCCGUGGGGAUGACCGGAGCAGCGGGCACAGUCCGGAGCGGAAGGCCCUGCGUCCAGGGCGUGCUCAGCCACCCAGAGCUCGAGGAGCGAGGAGGGGAGCCGCCCUGUGGCCAUCAGGCCCGCCGUCCGUGCCGGGCCCCUCGGGCUUUCCCGAGCAAAUCACAGAACUAGCCCGAACUAGCGCGCCGGCCGGAUGCUGGCUUGUGGGAGAGCCUCGCAGACCUCCUGGAGGUCGUGACGUUCCUCUUUCUGUGUUAAGUCACGAGGAGGCCGUUGGAGACCUGUUUGUGUUGGCUGCAUCCCUCGUCCCCUUUCAGAAAAUUGUUACGCGGAUGCUCAGCUGUCCGCAGGCUGUGCCAACCGGGGGCGCUGGCCUGGUCUUCUGGGGUGGGAGCGGGAAGGCAAGACCCUAUUUAUAAUGUGUAGUGAACUCCUGGCCUUCCGCAGACCCCCGGCGGGGAUGGCCCUGGACCCACCCAGCUGUCACCCCCCCCACUGGACACCCCAUUCCCUCCUGGCUCGUCCCCCAUGGCUGCUGUUGCGGGGCAGCUGGGCAGCGUCUGACCGCUGUACCGCGAAGACAGGAGGCGUUUUCUGAGACUGACAAAGUGGAACCUUCCGUUGUCCCCUGCCAGCCUGUGUCCUCUGCCUCCUCUCGUCCCCGUCUCUCCACCACCUGGCUCAGUGCAAUACUCCCGUCCCCCGGGGGGCGGGGGGCGGUCCCUUGCCGUGGUCCUGUCGCCACAGCCCCUUGGUCCCCACCCAGAAUGAAUGAGCGCCCUCUGGUGGUCCAGUUGCAUCGCCUGUCCCCCAUCCCCCAUCCCCCCCCACCCUCCAAUCUCGUUUUUAUGGCCGAACUGAUUUCGAAACACAACAAAACCUUCAAACCUUGUGUGUCUUAAUUCUCACCGGGGGUCCGUGUGCUCAGCCCCCGUGGUCUGGUGUGUGACAAUCGGGAGCGCGGCCUCCUCGGGCACAGGAUGCCGUCUCGCUCAAACCCAGAGCCCUGGGCCCCUCUGUAACCAUGCAGCCUCUGCUGGCCCCGAGUAACACUCGUAUGCAGCCCCGGACCCCAUCCCCGCCGCCCCUCCCUGUUUUUACGUUCAAGAGAUCUCUAAUAAACCGGAUAAUAAGCAUCA
Molecule: messenger RNA, 4997 nt
Organism: Equus quagga
Lineage: Eukaryota; Metazoa; Chordata; Mammalia; Perissodactyla; Equidae
Gene: PIP5K1C
Product: phosphatidylinositol-4-phosphate 5-kinase type 1 gamma
Exons: 18
Coding region: 81-2072 (663 amino acids)
Biological process (GO): phosphatidylinositol metabolic process
Molecular function (GO): phosphatidylinositol kinase activity
Source: RefSeq, a predicted model, not a curated record